Messenger RNA from Mustela erminea (ermine), 5552 nucleotides. It is a transcript of the gene SYT14, whose product is annotated as synaptotagmin 14. The record is from RefSeq and is a predicted model, not a curated record. Bases 108 to 1832 code for a protein of 574 amino acids. NCBI's taxonomy places the organism in Eukaryota, Metazoa, Chordata, Mammalia, Carnivora, Mustelidae. The transcript has 9 exons.
GCGGGGCCGGCCCCGCCCCUCUGGCUGGCGGACUCGGCGCGUCCUCCGCCCGCACGCCCGCUCGCCGCCCCCGCCAUCCAGUUGGUGCGGUCCAUGGCGAGCACAUCAUGGCGAUUGAAGGUGGAGAAAGAACCUGUGGAGUACAUGAACUUAUCUGUAUUCGAAAAGUAUCUCCAGAGGCAGUUGGAUUUUUGUCAGCUGUUGGGGUGUUUAUUAUCUUGAUGCUGCUCCUUUUUCUCUAUAUUAAUAAGAAGUUCUGUUUUGAAAAUGUUGGCGGGUUUCCAGAUCUUGGUUCAGGAUACAGUACAAGGAAGAACUCACAGGAUAAAAUUUAUAAUUCCUACAUGGACAAAGAUGAGCACGGUUCGUCCUCUGAGAGUGAAGACGAGGCACUGGGUAAAUAUCACGAGGCCUUGUCCAGAACACACAAUUCCAGGCUACCAUUGGCAGAUUCGAGACAAAAGAACUAUGCUUGGGAAACAAGACAAAAGUACAGUCCUCUGUCUGCGGAAUAUGACGGCUACAGUAGUGAAGCAUCAAUAGACGAAGGAAACUGCAUUCAGAGAAUGAGAAGAACGCCCCCACUGGAUGAACUGCAGCCACCACCAUACCAGGACGACAGUGGUUCUCCCCAUCUCUCGUGUACGCCCUCAGAAAUUGGGGACAGUAAAUGUGAGUUUUCCCACUGCAGCAACAGUCCAAGAUGCUCAUAUAACAAGUGCCCAAGUGAAGGAAGCACAGGUCAUGAACUAGAGAGCUUUCCUAAUAAAGGAUAUGAAGAAGAUGUUCCCAGUGACAGCACUGCAGUCCUGAGCCCGGAAGAUAUGUCAGCUCAAGGAUCUUCUUCACAGCUUCCUAAACCUUUUGAUCCUGAGCCAGAAGCUAAAUAUGGCACACUGGAUGUGACUUUUGACUAUGACUCCCAAGAACAGAAGCUUCUGGUAACAGUGACAGCUGUCACAGAUAUCCCAACAUAUAACAGGACAGGUGGCAACUCAUGGCAAGUACACCUUGUUCUUCUACCUAUAAAGAAACAGAGAGCAAAAACCAGCAUCCAGAGAGGACCAUGCCCUGUCUUCACAGAAACAUUCAAAUUUAAUCAUGUUGAAUCUGAGAUGAUUGGAAAUUAUGCUGUUCGGUUUAGACUGUAUGGUGUACAUCGCAUGAAAAAAGAAAAGAUUGUGGGGGAAAAGAUUUUUUAUUUAACAAAAUUGAAUCUUCAAGGGAAAAUGUCAUUACCUGUGAUAUUGGAACCUUCUUACAAUCAUUCUGGCUGUGAUUCCCAAAUGAGCGUGUCAGAAAUGUCCUGUAGUGAAAGUACAUCCUCAUGUCAGUCUCUUGAACAUGGCUCCGUUCCAGAAAUUCUCAUUGGCCUGCUUUAUAAUGCCACCACUGGAAGACUAUCAGCUGAAGUGAUAAAAGGCAGCCACUUCAAAAAUUUGGCAGCAAACAGACCACCCAAUGGACUGUUCUGUUGUCUAAAACACUUGAUAGGUGGACAGGUUUAUAUAAUCCGAGAUACGUAUGUCAAAUUAACUCUCCUGAAUUCCAUGGGUCAAGAGAUGUCCAAAUGCAAGACUUCCAUCCGCAGAGGGCAGCCUAAUCCAGUAUACAAGGAAACUUUUGUUUUUCAAGUGGCCCUAUUUCAACUUUCUGAUGUGACACUCAUACUGUCUGUGUAUAACAAACGCAGCAUGAAAAGGAAAGAGAUGAUAGGCUGGAUUUCUUUAGGUCUCAACAGCUCUGGAGAAGAGGAGCUCAAUCACUGGACUGAAAUGAAAGAGUCGAAAGGACAGCAAGUGUGUAGAUGGCAUGCGUUACUAGAGUCAUGAUGAAUAGGAUAACUGAGCAAUUACAAUCCGAGGCAGCAUUAUCUCUGAUUGCAGCAUUGCUAUUUUUACCUAGUCACCAUUAGAAGAGCUGUUCUCUGAAGCGUCAUCCUCACCAUUCUACCCGAAUGCUUUAAGGUCUGUGGAAAGAGCAUCUAACACUGACAUCAAUGAAGAAACGAUGUGUCUCUGGUAGAGCUUCUUGGGGAAAUGAGACACUUGCAUCAUCAUUGUUAACAGUCCUCCAGAGCUUUAAGAACGUGCUUUUGGUUUAAAGUUAAGUUUACUUUAGCAAAAGAGUCAGUAAUUUCAUGGAAAAAAAAAUAAUAAAAACUGUGAUUUUUUUUCUUUAAAUCAGAAUUUUUAGUCACAACACUUUUAGGAUUACCCUAAAUAUUAACCAGGAAACACAUAUUUUGACUGGCUCAUCCCUAGUGUUGGAAAUGUUUCUUAAUCUGAAAAAGUACAUGUCCAGCUCAAUCAUGAGGCACAUCUAAUGGUAAAGGGUUUCAAUUACAUAGAAAAUUGUUUUAUUUCAGAUAUUUUCCCUUUGUGCACUUAGUUUCAUUGUGCCUCAGUUCUUCUCAAUGGCACUCAAUCUCAAGUGCAAGCAAGUGUUCAUUUUCAUAAAGUAAUUUUUUUAAUAUUUAUUUUAAAAAAAAUCUCAUUUCUUCAUUUGCCUCUGCUUUCGCCUGAUCCAAAGAGACCCAGUCACUGGACUGGUCCCUUGCAAGUCUUUUAGACAGGUUGUACUGUAGAACCACGUAACUUUCUGUUGAAAGCACUUCCUGUAUUCUUGUAUUCCAAUGUAGGAAGCUAAUAGAGCAGGACUUUACUUUAAAAUUUCUUUCAACAAUUGACUCUUUAAAAUUGUAGUAGUGUGAAAAUACAUUUUUUACAAACUAAAAAAAUAUAAUAGAUAAGCUGUUGAAAAUUGAAAACAGCUCAAGUUAAAGAAAAUGUUAAUUAUCUGCUCUGAGAAUGGAGUGACCAACACUGCAUAAAGCAGGUAGCGUUCUGAUAAGAAACUGUUCUAAAUCUUCUUCAGUCUUACUUCAAUUUGUACUUUUGAUCUAAAGACUCUCCAGUUCUCAGUUUGAAUCAAAACAUCACGUUAAAAACAGUUCUGAGAUUCCUUAUGAAAUUUCUAGUGACCUGUGACUAGAUUUUAUGAAACUUACAGAUCCGUUCUUCAACGUGACGUCAUCCUGUGCCUUUCAUGUAAGUUACAUUUGCUCAUACAGCUUGAAAGUUGUAUUUGCAAAAUUAGGCCUUCGAUUUUUAUAAAUGUAAAGAUUCCUCAGAACAGUGUCACAAGAUCUUUAUUUCCUCUGAAGUAUGUAAAAGUUGUAUAAUGUGCUAAUUUUUUUAAAUGGCAAGGCAUUUUCAUUUGUUGUUUUUAUAUUUAGGAACUCUUAUUAAUCAGGAAUAUUAUAAGCUGUUUUCUUUUUAAUUUUGCUUCUUACCCAGUAUAUAAUUUUAUGCAUAUACUUUAUUAAAUAGAAUGUUUUGUAUAUAUGAAAAAUACUUUCUUUCUUCUCUUUCUAAUUUCUAAUUAAACUAGACAAAAACAUACUAUUUACCAGUUACUAAAAAGCAGCAUACCAUUAUUCCUAGUCCCAACUAAGCACUAUAUAUUAUUGUAAGCAAGGACUUGUUAUUACCAUGAUAACAAAACCAUGCAUAGACAUUAUUAUUUCAGCUUGGCUCUACUGAAAGGCCUUAAAAGAAAUCCAAAAAGACCGUGAACAAAAAUUUUUUAGUUUAAAAAAAUGGCAGCUCUAUGCACUCAUAUACACAAAUUAUAAGAUAACCUACAGAUGCUAUAUUGGGUGACAUGAGGUUUAAGAAUGUGUGUUACAGAGUUACAUGAAAGAGAAAAACCCAUUCUUUGAUUGUUACACUAAUGAGCUUUUUCCAAGGUUUUUUUUAUAAAUUAGUUAAGUUAUAAAGCUAGAAUGUGCAUCAAAUAGUGAAAUAUCUCAUAUACAUUAUUUUCAGCGACAGUAUGGAAAGAGAUUUGAAGGUGGGUUGUAGACCUUCGUGAGAAAUUGGAUUUAAACAUUUGAGGCAACAAGGGUCUUUCCUGGCUUUGAAACAACUGACUGCGUUGCUAGGAACUGGGAUCUUCCUAAUGGAAGGAGUUAGUCUUAUUCGUAGCUGUAACAAAGACUAAUCAGUAGUCACAUCAUGAGACCAAUGUAGUGCUUUCUCCUUCGGUGAUGAAAAGACCUAACUCGCUGUUAUUUGAUAAAUCUAGCUUUCUUCAGACUCUGCCCAGAAUUGUGUGUGCUUUGGUACAUUACUAUGAGGUUAUCUGGUAUAGAUAUCAAAUCUAAUAUGGUUUAAAAAUUAAUCAAAAGAUUUAAAGGUUUUCAAGAAGGACCCUACCUCCGCCCCAGCUGCCAAGUUCUCAAAGAUUAAGAAUUUAUGUGUAUGCAUAUCUGUAUACACACACAUGCCUACGCACGCACACACCCACGUAAAGGUGAAGGUGCCCUGGCUUUUUCAGAUAACUAAUUAGAGAACCAUUUAUCAAGUUUAUGAAUUAUUUUUCUCCUGUAUAUAUUUACUAAAAAUUAUAUUUGGUUUUGGGUGCUAUUUGCUACCAUUCUCCUCCACACACAGAAAAAUAUGUAUCUUUUUAUCUUGUGGAUUGACACAACUUAGAGUAAUUACUCCCCAAAAUUUGUCUAUUCUUUUAGAAGAAAUUAAAUAGGUCUCAAGAGACCCACUUCACUCUACUGAAUCUAAUGUACAAGACAGUACUACUGCUCUUUUGUGUGCUUAAAUUUGCAUGAAAGCAUAAAGGCAAAAUCCUAUAUCUCAGCAAUUUGCAGCAAAUAGGGGCCCACUGGUGGGCAGCAGGUGCUGUCUCAGAAACUUGAGAAAGACAACCCACUUCCUUGUUCUUCUCUUAAAGUCCCCUAAGCUUUAUAAUAAAAUAAGAUAGUCCGAAUAUGGCAAUUGACUGGCAUUCAUGGGAGCUCCUGAGCCUGGAAUUACAGGCUUUAUCUGUCUCCCAAAUGAGCUGCAAAAUGUAGUUGUUUAUUACUGCCCAGGAAACAAAGUGUAUUUCAAAUCAGAAAAGAAUUUGUUUAGUAAAAUAUCAUCUUACCUUUCAGAGGCUUUCUUCUAUACUCUCGUGUCUUCUGUACUAUCCACAUUUUGUGUGAAAUCCAUUUAUUUGUCUUCUUACUGUGCAUUCUGUGCAUUCUCUGUAAUGUAUUUAGUGACAAAAAUAAUCAGUCAAACUACAAUUUUAAAAAGGAAAAACCAGUAAGAAAAUAUUGAAGCUACCUCGAUUAGUACACACAUGUUUAAGUGUAGGGCCUGGUAGGGUGGUUUCAUCCAGCCUCGUGCAAAUCAAUGCCCAGGGCUACAUGUUAAAUCAUUUUCUUGAUAUACCAUCAUUAUUUUCAUUUACUUAGCAAGUGAAUCAGAAGCACAAUCCAUGAUUGCAAGGUAAGACAGCAUCCGAAGGAUAAGAGGUCAUAGAAUUGAGGGUGUUAAGACAAACAGCUCUUCAAGUGAACUGAGAGACUAUUUGAAGAUUCAGAUGAAGUAAGAAAAGUAAUCACCAACAAAUUUUUUUCCUGACAUAAAAAGAAAUAACACAAAUCCACUGGCCUAAAAUUGCCAUUUGCCUACAUGGACUAGAUGGCUGAUUCGUAGAGAUUUUUCUCAUCGAUGGUCAUUACAUUAUUUCACACUGAUUGUUAC